Molecule: messenger RNA, 2286 nt
Organism: Ceraceosorus bombacis
Lineage: Eukaryota; Fungi; Basidiomycota; Exobasidiomycetes; Ceraceosorales; Ceraceosoraceae
Source: the annotation of a GenBank genome assembly
AUGUCUCAAAAUUCCUCCUCCUCCUCCGCCUCCGGUCCUGUCGCGAGCAGCAACAUCGCCCUUUACUCUAGCGUCACACCAGAGCAACCACAAUGCCCACGCACGCGUCACAUCCUCAGCGGCACAUUCAACACUCCCCACCUGCAUCUCUUGCGUUUCGACACGCUCACUCGAGCAUUGACUCUGGUGCAUCAAAUCUCAUCCAACAGCAGCAGCAGCGUGUCACCUUCUUUCUCCUCGUCCACAGCCACAUCCCCACAUGCUCACGUACCAGAAGGAGCCAUACAGGCCAAAGGUCCUCAUCAGUUCCUCGCAUUGGGCAAAAGCAUCGGCUCUGUCGGGACGUGCGACGCAUAUGCCGGCCCGGGUCCUUCGAAUCGCGUCGCAGCGCAGAAAUCGCGUCCGAACAGGGUGUAUGCUACCACGUGGGCUUUGAAGCCCGAGCUCAGCGCUUGGGAGAUACGUUGGGAUGGGGAGGCGCAGAGUGAGAGCAAAAGACGGGGCGUGGACGCGGGUAUCGGUGCAGCAGAUCCCUUGGUGCGCUUCAUCAACAGCGUGCCCAUCAGUGAGUCUGAGCGCUCUGCUUGACCCCUUUGGCUGCUUCUGCUCCUAUCCGUGCAGCUUGCUGCUGCCUGUGCGUGGGAUUACGCAAGCGACGUGAAUGGUGAAGGAAGCUGAUGAGACGUAUCGCAUACAUGCCGUCACCUUUUCUUCUUGAAUUUCCUUUUCUCUCUUCUCAUCAGCUGCAACAUCCUCCUACGUCUCUGUUCAACCUCCCCCUUUUUACUCGCUCACUUCCCCCUCUUACGCCCACACCGAAUGCGGCGCCUCAAGUCGAUACCUAUACUCUGCGGGAGGCCCGAGUGGUGAAGUGCACAAAUUGAACGAGGAUGGAAGUAUUGCUUCCAAAGUUCAAGAAGUCGUCUUUCUUGCUGAGGGAAAAGAAGCGUUAAAGUCAGCCGACAAGACUCGCAAAGCUCUGGUGGGUGGCGUGGCGUGGGGUGGUGCAGUGCUUCGAGCUAGCUCUUUGCCCUGCAUAACCGUCUGAUCUGCGCCCUAUGCUCGCUUCACUCAGCGCUACGGCGCACACAGUGUCGACUUCAGUCCAGACUCUACCAGAGCAUACGUGGCGGAUCUGGGUCGCAAUUCCAUUUUGGUCUAUUCGGUGAACCCAAAUAGUGGCAUGCUGGAUGAAGUGGUGGACGAGGUUCGCGCGUUCGAGGAAGGAGAUGGUCCAAGACACGUCAUACCUUCGCCCGAUGGCAAGUGGAUAGCUAGUGUGACGGAGCACAGUGAGUCCGAAACCAGGUCCUAGGCUGGCUCGACCUGCCUUGGUGGUCCACGAAACCUCUUAUGGCAGGAGAAGGACAGGAUGCGUCGAGGUGGAAGCAAACGUGCAGGAACUCCAUCCCUCGGUCAAUCAGCUUUGGCUAGGCUUGCCCGCGUGCAGAGAGGGGAGCUUCUUCGGCACGACGGCAUCACAUUGAUACGUAUCUCCCUCUCACCCAUCCUAUAGCUUCGUACGUCGACAUUUUCGCCGUGCCCGCUGCAAAGGAGGGCAAGAUCUUUCACGUUCAAAGGGCAGAUAUCUUACCCUCAGGUGCGUUCUAUCAAGUGCUUUUAAAAAAGCUCGCUCGCCAGAUGUCCGCCAAGAAGAUGCGUGCGGGCCGUUUGCUCCCCUUGCCGCCUCUGCUGGGCCCUGACGCCACAUGCCCCAAUCGUUCUGCUUUUCUCUCUCAAUCAGGUUCGGACCGUUCAGCGUAUCGCGGCGACACGCUCCGACUCUCCCCGUCCGGUCGGGCGCUGUUGGCAACGACGCGCGGCAAGACUUCUUCCGUGCGGGGAUACGUUCGUGCUUGGUCGUGGGACAGCACGGGUUCGCAAGUGGAGGAAUUGGGAGCGGCAGGUCCGUUGGGCGAGGUUCUGCACACGUACAGCACGCCCACUUCGGGCGGGAAAGCCAAUGCGAUCGAAUGGGCGCCUAGCUACUCAUCUUCCCUCGCGGUCCAUCGCCAUGCUCCAUUCCCCACAGUUCAAGGUUCUUCCUCUUCCCCCAUCUCGUCUGCCCAAUUUAGAGAGCAGCAAAAUAGCGAGACGCAAGAAGAUCAAGAAGAGGAUUGGGCAGUCUUGACGGAUGAUGAAGAGGGACAUGUGCUGGUGCUGCGCUGGACGGGAAAAGAUCUGGAGGAAGUGUCGAGGGUCACUCUUCGAGGUGCAUACGGUGGCGAAGCGGGCAAGGAAGAGGGUCAACAGGUAGGAGCUAGCCAUGCCAUAUGGCUCAGUUGA